GGCGUCCUUUUACUACGCUUUUUUUUUUUUGACGGGGAUUUCCUGAGGAAGUCGGAGCGAGGGGGCUUUCCAGUUACUCGAAUUGACAUCAACAGCGCACAAGGUUUCAGCGCUGGUGGAUUUUUAGUUUCUCCACGGGCCAGAUUGCGCAGUUUUUUUCUCCACACUGGACAUCCGACCAUGAAAAGGUUUGGUGUCUCGGCGGCCGCAGCCUGGGUGAGAAGCAGCGAGGACGGAUUUCUCUGUGAAUUGUAGUCGUUGGAGACGUUCGCGGUCUCUGGGAGCGUUCAUGAAGUGGCCAAGCCGCCGAGGCUCCGGCUCUUACAUUGUUCAGAGGCGAAAAACAGUUCUGCAAUAUCGGACGACGUCCAUAACUGAUUCAUGUCAUGUCCUUGCCGCGCCGUGUGGAUGGGCGGGAGCAGCAGAUUGCUCUGCAGCAGCAGCAGUCCUUCCUCCCGCUGCGUGGUGGUUUUCAGGACCACUUCAUCAUGCCUCCCGAGCCCAAGUACUGCUGCGAGCACUGUCGCAUGGUGCUGUGUAAUCCUCGGCAGACUGAGUGCGGACACCGCUUCUGUGAAAGCUGCAUUAACCAGCUGCUUAGUAAACCAAAUCCGGUGUGUCCAGCUGAUAUGGAGCCAUUAUCUCUAGAUAAAAUAUUUCGUGAUGUUUGCUGCAACAGAGAGAUUAUGACACUGAAAGUCUACUGCCGCAGUGCGAAAAAUGGAUGUAAAGAACAAAUGAGUUUACAGCAGGUUACGGACCAUUUGAACAUGUGUGAGUACUUUGAGGUGCCCUGUCCAUUGUGUAAAGAGAAGAUUAUGAGGAAGGACAUGCCUGAACACUUGAGCCACAAAUGCAAAUACCGUGAGACCACCUGUGAAUUCUGCAAGCACAAAAUGGCCUUAACGGAGCUACAGAAACACAAAGAAACUGUUUGUCCUGCAUUUCCAGUAUCAUGCCCGAAUCAUUGUUCAUUUUCGUCCAUCUUAAGAAAUGAGCUGUCAAUUCACCAGCAAGAUUGUCCAAAGGCUCAAGUCACAUGCUCAUUUUUUCGUUUUGGCUGUACCUACAAGGGUUUGAAUCAGGAAAUGAGGGAGCACGAGUCAAGCUUUGCCUCAGAACACUUGCGCCUGAUGAUGGCCAGAAGCAAUAUGCUGGAGGCCAAGGUGGAGGAUGUCAAGAAUGAGCUGUUGGAGCGAUACACAGUUCUCCCAAGUCUAAGCAGUCGUCUUACAGAAGUGGAGGAACAGUACAAAGAUAUGAGGGAGAAAUAUCGACAAGUGGAGCAGAAACUAUCCAGCAUGCAGAAGCUAAUGAGCGCGCACUCCGAGAAACUGCUGGAGGUGGAGAUGGAGCUGAGGGAACUGCGGUCAUUAAGGGCCAUGCGUGAGGAAGUGGAAGCUCUGAGGGGCGCUGUGGAAAGUAUGCGCUCUGUGGUAGCAUCACUCGACUCUGUCCGCACUGGGUCUGGUGCCCACACGUUAACCACAUUAGAGACACAGGUGUCACGGCAUGAUGAGCUGCUCAGUGUGCAUGACAUUCGUUUGGCUGACAUGGACCUUAAGCUGCAGGUGCUGGAGACAGCCAGCUUUAAUGGAACUCUUAUUUGGAAGAUUCGUGACUACAAGCGGCGCAAGCAAGAAGCGGUGGCUUCUAAAACAUUGUCGCUUUAUAGUCAACCCUUCUACACAGGCUAUUUUGGGUAUAAGAUGUGUGCACGUGUUUACCUGAAUGGUGAUGGCAUGGGAAAGGGCACACACCUGUCACUGUUCUUCGUGGUGAUGCGUGGUGAGUAUGAUGCGCUGCUGCCGUGGCCUUUUCGCCAAAAAGUGACACUCAUGCUAAUGGACCAGGGUCCUGCACGCAAACACUUGGGUGAUGCCUUCAAGCCUGACCCAAACAGCAGCAGCUUCCGGCGGCCAACAGGGGAGAUGAACAUUGCCUCGGGCUGUCCACUCUUUGUCGCCCAGACUGUUCUGGAGAACGGCACCUACAUCAAAGAUGACACCAUCUUCAUCAAGGUCACAGUGGACACUUCAGACCUGCCUGACCCAUGACACCUGGACAGUUAUCCCAUUGGUCAGUACCACUGUCAUUUUCUUGUCACUGAAACUCAAAGUGCUAAAUAUUUCAAAUAAAUAUUUCAUUGGUCUGUACCACACCCCUUAGACUGUCACUUUCGGUCCAAAGUCAGGUUUCUCUCCUGAAGGCCUAGCACUAAACAGACAAAAAUGCAACUGUAGCACAAAUACAGGGUGAUUCAGAAAAUUGUUAACACCUAUAUGACACUACAGCAUUGUAACACUGUUACACAAUGAGGAUGGGUUACUAAUUACAGCCUGUUAAAUGUAACUUCAUUGCAUUGCCUCCACUUUUGCACCAACAAACAACAGUACUCUAAAGAAAAGAACAGAAAAGAAAAAUGUUGCCAAUAUGUGCUAACAUUUUUUGAAUCACACUGCCUAUUUUUACAAUUACAGCAUAAGGGCUCGGUGAUAUGAUAUCACAAUUAUGAUAUAAUCAUAUGAUACAUCAUGACAGUUUUCUAAGUAUCGUCAUUUAUUGUCAGGAGAUGAUAAAGCCCUACUGGCAUCUAACAGUUCUGAAAAUACAACCUUUAGCCUUUGAAAGAAACUUUCUUUCCAAAAUAAGUGCUUUAUAAAAGACCAGCCUGUUUGAAGGGGAAGCUCAUUAAGCCUGUAGUUCAGACUUCAGAGAGUUCUAGUAUAAAGCUGAUCAUCAACAUACUUGGUUAUCAUCAUUGAAACAUUUUCUGAUCAGAUCUAGCUUGUUCUCAGUAAAAUCAAGAAUUCAAGAAAAUACUAUACUUUAGAGUGAAAAUUUCUUCUCAUUUCACUGAUGCAAAUUAUUUUCUUUGAUUUUCAGCUCUUUCCCUGAAAACUAACCAAAAACAACAUUUUAAAACUUUUGAAUAGCAGUGCACAUUCACUUAUUCAUUUGGAAGGCUUUUUAUAUCCAGUGCAGUUUUUAUUGAAUGUGAUUUGUUUCAUGCCAGAGGGCCCGGUGCUCGUCACGGAUGUUACGAGGUCACAGGAUUGGGGAAAACAGAGCAGAAACCGAUGAGAAGAAUCAACCAAACACAAGAGUGGGCUGAUGGUCUCAGGCUGGUAUUCCUGAGACAGUGUAGGCACAGUUGCUUGAGUGACAGUUUGUGCUCUGCUUUGGAUCAUGACCAGGGUAGAGGGGGUCUCAGAUAGCCACAGUGUUCAAGAUGGAGCAACAAGAGCAAAGGGUUUUCACCUCUAAUCAAACAAAAGUAUGUCAUUGUCUGUGCUGGUACAGACUUGAAGAAAGACAAAAUGUUAGGUAAUGAUGCCAGCAUGAAGAGUUACCUUUCAGCCAGAAAAAGUAAGAGGGAUCCGUUUGUUCUCUGUAACAAAUCCAUGAGUGGGCCUCAUUUAUCAAUCUUGUAGUAAAGUGUGUAAAUGUUUUUAUAAGGCAAAACAAACUGGAAAUUCCUGUAAGAUUCCUGUAAAAAAAAAUUUAUGCUCCAGUGAAUAUGUAGAUAAAUGCCAGUCCACUGUUUUUCAUUUAGUGACACCCACAAAACUGAAAUGUAGCUCAUGGAGAGAUUAAAGUAACAGAAUGAUGACUUGUUGAAGAGAGUUCUUCCUAACCAUGCUACAACCUCCAGUAGUACAGCCCUGGCUAGCACAGACACACACUAACUACUCAUCCCUCUCCCAUUCUAGGGUGCUGUUUCUUUACUCCUAACUGAAUGGCUAGUGGUGUUCAUUUAAUUUAUAGAGUUUUUUUUUUUUUCUGGGGGGGGGGUUGCUUUCUUUCAAGUCAUUAAUAUGAAAAGUGUUUGACAUAUUAAAUUUGUGUGUAACUGAAAUAAAGUCAGUCAAAAAAUAAAUGGGAGAUUGACACUUAAGGUCUCUCAUACUGUAACUCAAAUUAUAACUGUAACCCAAAUGAUCAGAUUUAAGUCAUAUAAUGUCCUUGAUAUGCUGAUUUUUAAAAAAUAUAUAUAUAUAUAAAUAGUUUUUCAAACUAACUGGAUUUUGCUGAAUACCAUAUUUCUGAUGUAAAUGCUCCUAUGAAUGAAUAGCAUUGUUCAUGUCUAGCUUGAUAAAUGAGGCCCAGUAUCUGUAUUUCAUGUAAUUGAUUUGACAAAUAAGCUUUUAUUAUUUAGUUAAAAGGAGUGUCCAGUGAUGUUUAUACAGAGAAGAGCAGUGUGUGUAGAAUUGUUUGUGUACGCACGGUGGGAAAACUUCCUUUUCAGAUAUACAGGUAAUGAAUUGUAAUGGACCUGUGCUGUAAAGCAUGAAGAUGAAAUACAUUGUGGCACGAAAAAAAUAUUUAAAAAAAUUAAACCCAGAACAAUUUUGCAUGUUAAAAAAAACAACAAAAUUUAAACAAGACUAAUUUCCCAAAUUUGUUUACUGUUCUGACAUUAUUUUUUGUAAUGUUAAAUAUUGAUGGAUGCUGUGCAUCAGAAUAUAUUGUUUUUUUUGUUUGUUUGUUUUUUUGUUUUUUUAAACACCGUUUGUAAUACUAGCCUUUAAAGUCUACAGCUAUGCUGACAAACAUUUACAGUUAACCAGAUUUUUCAAGAAGAAUAUUUGCACAACCAUUUUAUGGUUUUUGUAUGUGUAAUUAAAAUGUAUAUGAAUAUUAAAUACACAAACAUUUUA
This is a messenger RNA of Hemibagrus wyckioides, 4661 nucleotides long. RefSeq names its product TNF receptor-associated factor 3 (gene traf3). Gene Ontology annotation, cellular component: plasma membrane signaling receptor complex. Gene Ontology annotation, molecular function: tumor necrosis factor receptor binding; zinc ion binding. Lineage: Eukaryota; Metazoa; Chordata; Actinopteri; Siluriformes; Bagridae. The coding region runs from base 387 to 2057 and encodes 556 amino acids. The record is from RefSeq and is a predicted model, not a curated record. The transcript has 11 exons. Gene Ontology annotation, biological process: protein K63-linked ubiquitination; regulation of cytokine production; Toll signaling pathway.